Molecule: messenger RNA, 2477 nt
Organism: Protopterus annectens (West African lungfish)
Lineage: Eukaryota; Metazoa; Chordata; Ceratodontiformes; Protopteridae
Product: keratin, type I cytoskeletal 47 kDa-like
Exons: 8
Coding region: 72-1568 (498 amino acids)
Molecular function (GO): structural molecule activity
Source: RefSeq, a predicted model, not a curated record
CUCACUACAGUUUCCAGCUAGCACCAUUACAGCACUAGAAGCAUUUGUACUUUACCCUUUCCAUCAUCAGCAUGAGUCUUCCACGAAAAGCAGUCAGUGUGCAUGGUUACGGGGGUAGAAUGCAGGUGUCAGCAAUGAGACCCUUAGCUGCUGCAGGUGGUGGAGGAUACAGAGCUAGUUCUGGAGGCAGCACCAGCUAUUCAUUUAGCAGUGGUGGUGGUGGUUCUGGCUUUAGUGGUGGUGGUGGUUCCGGCUUUAGUGGUGGUGCUGCAUAUGGUGGUGCUGGCUUUGGCGGUAGUAAUGCAUUUGGUGGUGGUGGUGGUGGCUUUAGUGGUAGUGGCUUUGCUGGAAGUUUUGGUUCAUCUGCAGGUGGUGGUUGUGAAGAAUUAUUUUUUGGUGCAAAUGAGAAAAUUACCAUGCAGGGCCUGAAUGAGCGCCUUGCCAACUAUUUAGACAAAGUGCGCUCACUGGAGGAAGAAAACCGCAAUUUUGAGGUGAAGAUCAAAGAGUGGUGUAGUCAGGGGAUAGGAGGAGAUAGGGAACAUGCUGGCCGUGACUACAGCCCUUUAGAGAAUGAAAUCCAAGAACUUCAAAGUAAGCUUAUUAAUGCAACAAUGGAUAAUUCCAAUCUCAUUCUACAGAUUGAUAAUGCCAAGCUUGCUGCAGAUGAUUUCAGACUCAAGUUUGAAAAUGAAUUGUCUAUGCGCCAAGGAGUUGAAGCUGAUAUUGCUGGACUUCGCCGAGUCUUGGAUGAGCUUACCCUUUCCAAAUCAGACUAUGAGAUGCAGAUUGAAAGCAUUAGGGAAGAACUGGCAUACCUCAACAAGUGUCAUGACGAGGACAUGAAGGCUGCCAGCAGCGGCAUUGCUGGUCAGGUUAAUGUUGAGCUUGACGCUGCCCCUGGUCCUAACCUCAUGGAUGAAAUGGAUGCAUGCAGGAAAGAAUACGAAGCAAUGGUUGACAAAAUCCGGCGGGAUGCUGAGAAAUGGUACAAUGAAAAGGCUAAAGAUAUAACCCAGAGUGUUGCCAGUGACACAGAAGCUAUUUCAUCAUUCAAGAGUGAGAUAUCUGAUUUGAGGCGUACUAUACAAAGUCUUGAAAUUGAGCUCCAGACUCAGAUUGGCAGGAAAGGUUCCUUGGAAUCAAAUUUGGCAGAAACAGAAGGUCGUUAUGGAAUGAUGAUUCAGGAAAUACAGAUGAAGAUCUCUGCUUUGGAGGAUCAGCUUGCUAACCUGCGAUCACAGAUGGAAUACCAGAGUCAGGAGUACCAGAUGCUUCUGGGUGUAAAACAACAACUGGAACAGGAGAUUGAGACCUACCGCAUCUUGCUGGAAGGCGAAGACUCAAGGCAUAAGUCUUCUGGCCAUGGAGGCUCCUCUUCUCAUGGGUCUAGUUCUAGCAGUCAAGUUAUAACUAGAAAAACAGAAACACGUAAGGCAGUGGAACCAGACCCAGUCAAAGAACCGUUAGUAACAAGGAAAGUGAAGACUAUUGUUGAAACUGUGGUUGAUGGUGUUGUCCAAAAAACUGAAGUCCAGGAGCUUGAAGCUCCAGUAACUAAAAGAUAAGCUUGUUAUUAAACAUAAGAAGUGAAAUUGCAUAUGUAAAGUGAAAUAUGAGAAAGUAAUGCUUGGCUUCAGGUUUCUUGUCUUUUACAAAGUUUUAUGUUUUUUUUUUAUGAUCAGGUAUUUACAGCCAGCAGAAGACUAAUCACAUAAUUUAAGGCCUAGGUUUCCAUUUUGUAGAAAUGUACAAAUACUAUAUAGAAUUAGUUUUUCAUAAAAAGUGCCUUGUCUCUUUUUAUUCAUAAAAAAAUAAAAGACAAGCAGUGAACACAGUGAGACAUCUCAUAUACCUGCUUAACAGCUGUAGUCAAGACUAAUAGACACAUGGACACAUAAAUGACAGACCCAUAGAACUAUAUUCUAUACACUUGGCAAUUUGGCAAUACAUGCUUUUGCCCACAAAAUGAAGAUUUUAACUUUUAAAGAAAAAAAGAAAACUUCAGAAAACAUUUGGUUGGAAAUUAGAAUAUUAAAUUUCAAAAGACAUCACCAAAAAAUCUGCUGGUUGUACCCUAUAUAACUGUUUAAACUUAGCUAGAAGUCAUAAUCAGACCUCUGGAACCACUGCCAUAAAUAUGACAAGCAUUUAUAACUCCAUAGUAGGUAUCAAUACACAAAAUCUAGAAACAGUCAAAUGCAAAGCAUUGUUCAAGAUAUUCCAUGUAGUAAUAAAGAAUUGAAUGUGUCACAAUUCGUUUCUCACUGGAAUAUUAAGAAAUGAGAGUGGUUUCUUGGAGUUCUAAUUGCAAUUCAUUUAAGGAAACUAGCUGUAUUUGUUAAAAAAAUGGAAAGAGGGUUUACAAUUUUUGUGUUGCUUUCUGUGUGGCCUUAAAUGUCAUUACAAUAUCGUAAAUGUCCUGAUUUAGGAAAAUAUAACUUUUUCAAGCAAAUAAACUCUUUUUCUGAAACUUU